Messenger RNA from Exophiala aquamarina CBS 119918, 1323 nucleotides. RefSeq lists its product as uncharacterized. NCBI's taxonomy places the organism in Eukaryota, Fungi, Ascomycota, Eurotiomycetes, Chaetothyriales, Herpotrichiellaceae. The coding region runs from base 1 to 1323 and encodes 440 amino acids. Gene Ontology annotation, molecular function: flavin adenine dinucleotide binding; saccharopine oxidase activity; sarcosine oxidase activity. The record is from RefSeq and is a predicted model, not a curated record. The transcript is spliced from 3 exons.
AUGAGCUCCAACCCAAAAUCCUACUUGAUCGUUGGCGCUGGUGUCUUUGGAAUUUCAACAGCUUAUCAUCUUAUUAAGAAGUACCCCAAUGCGUCGGUGACGGUGGUUGAUCGGGACGCCUAUGAUGCAGAUAGUCGUGUAGCCGCCUCUUGGGAUUGGAAUAAGGUCAUUCGCGCAGACUACGACGACAUCGUUUACUGUCAGUUGGCUCUGGAGGCACAAGACAUUUUCCGCACUGAUCCGCUAUGGCAACCUUAUUUUCACCAAACCGGAAUAUACUGGAUGUGUCGAAGCGAUUAUGCACAAGAUGUUAUUGACAACUACAAGAAACUCGGGCGCAAGGCUGACCUCUCUGCCGUACCGAUCGACGAGGCCCGUAAACUCUACGGCGGAGUUUUCGACAACGCAGAUUUUACUGAUGUCAAAGAGGUGUUGGUCAAUAAAACAAGCGGCUGGGCAGCUGCUGGAGAUGCCCUGCGAGCAGUGACUAAAAGAUCAUUGGAACUUGGUGUCAAGUACGUCGUUGCUGAGGCUUCAACUUUACUGUUUGAUGGCCGAGGAAACUGCACCGGUCUUAAAACGACAUCAGGACAGGUUUUAGAGGCGUCGCACACUAUCCUCUGCACCGGCGCUUACACUUCAAAGCUACUGGAGCUGAGUGCAUAUAAAAGUGGUAACAAUAAUCUUCGAGCUGGCGAGAGAAUCUUGGCCGGCGGAAUCACCACAGGCAUGACGACACUGGAUGAUGCCUCAUAUGGGCAGUAUGCUAAGAUGCCUGUCGGUAUGCAAGGCUACACGGCAGCGCAAGGUAGCCCCUUCAUGGGCAGCCUUCCACCUACUAAGGAUAAGGAGCUGAAGUGGUGGGGACGGACAAUCUUCAGUAACUGGAGAGAAGUUGUUCCCGGUCGUCUAAUCUCAAUGCCACCUGCCGAAUCUGAUUAUUCACAAUGGAAUGUCUCCAGAAAACUAAAGGAGGACAUCGACUAUGCGAAUCGUUUGUUCUAUGGCAAAAAGGGUGCAAACUGGAAGAUGGAGAAAUUUCGCAUCUGCUGGGACGCCUUCACAUCCAGCUCGGACUUCAUCAUCUCCCCUCAUACUGCCUCAAAAGGCCUCUAUAUCGCAACUUGUGGCUCGUUCCACGGCUACAAAUUCUUCCCAGUGUUGGGCAAGUAUAUCGUGCAGAUGUUGGAGGGCACACUACCCCCAAACCUAAGCGAUAAAUGGGCCUGGGACAGAGAGCGCCCGGAUCCGGCGUUGAACCCAGAGUAUCCCAGAGCAGAGAUGAAAGACAUGCUCGAUCCAGUCAGGACUGCCAAGUUAUGA